CAUACACACUGGCUUACACUUCUAUUUGUACUCUUCUCCCUUCACCUGGAGUUUAUCACCCCACAGUUGACGUCUUCACGCCUGUGUCGAAUCAAGUCUAUUCCACCAUUGCGUAGCAGAAACAACAUAAGCCGCCAACUCAUCGAGAUAUAGGACGGUCUUCCGUGUACGGUCGCAGUAUUGACCCUACAUUAUUGAGCUCCAAAAUCGAAUUCGCUUCAUAUAUGGCGGGGGCACUGUGACCCCUAAUAGGCUUUGCGUGGAAGUUGGAUACAUAUCUAGCCUCGAACUUGAACGAAGAGCAGCACCAUAUAGACAAAUCUCUACUUUACCCCGGUGUGUAACAUAUGUAACUGGUAACCCCCUUAUGCUGAUACAUCUGCUCCAAGCGCGUUACAACAGCUGUGAUGGAAGAAACGGUACACAGUGACCCCGACGGAACUGGCCAAAGUAUUUCCCCGGGGGAGCUUACAAGAAGUCACAUCGAAACUAUCGUGAUAUUUGAGAGACUGGGUGCCGCGUUAUCUGUUACUGGAGUCCUUCUUAUUUUCGUUGCUUAUGCAAUCUUCAAACGACUUCGCACCGUACCAAAUACCUUUAUUCUCUUUGCGUCUUUUGCGAACUUGGGGGCGAGCAUUGCCUGCUUAAUAGGGUACUCAGGGGUGUUGGCAGGAUCAACUAGUCACCUAUGCCAGGCUCAGGCCUUCAUGUUUGAACUAUUUAUGCAAUCGGAUCCGUGGUGGUCCUUUGCCAUGGCUGUCAAUGUGUACAUGGUCUUUUUCUUCUCCGCAAAUCCCAAAAGCUUUCUUCGAUACUGGUGGGCGUAUUUCCUCGUUUGUUAUGGGAUACCCUUCAUCCCGUCGUUAUGGCUACUCGUUGUCCGCGGAAGUGAUGGGCAGAUUGUAUACGGCAAUGCGACAAUAUGGUGUUGGAUAGAUAAGGACUGGUCCAACCUGCGCAUCUACACGUACUACCUCCCGAUUUGGGUCUGCAUUAUCCUUUCUACUUUCAUAUACGCAGCUGUUGGUUAUUACGUCUUCAAACAGCGCAACCAACUGCGUAACCUGUCUCUUAGCAAUCCUGCUAACGACCCCCCGGCGCCGCGUGACUCGGGGGAGAAGACGCUCUUCACGAACGCUGCUAUUAUGGGCAGUAUCAAUCGAGAGGUCGUGCAGGUGACGACGGUAAACUCAACUACCGCAUACUCUGUCAGUGGGCCAUCGUUGACCAGUGCCACGCCUACUAAUUGGUUGGACGGACCACUCGACGACAAGAAUAAUAUGGAUAGCCCUCUGACACCUAUAUCGUCGCAAAAUCCAUACCAUACUACGAUCACACGUAUCACCGCGGAUCCGGUGCCGCGAGAAGGCCUCUGGGCGCGCGCUCGGGGGAAUUUCCAGCGCUGGCGCAACCGAUUUAAUCAUAUGGAUCCGGUGAAAUUGGCGUACCUACGUACCUCGUUCGUUUUCGCGAUCAGCGUAUUCGUGACAUGGACGCCGAGCAGUAUUAACAGGGUGCAUGACCUUGUCUACGCUGAGAGCGCUAGUUUCGCACUGAACCUGGCCAGCGCCGUCGUGCUGCCUCUCCAAGGUGUCUGGAACGCCGUUAUUUUCUUCUCAACUACGUGGUCUUCUUUACGUCAGGAAGUCCGUGCUCGGCUCGAUUCGCGCAAGGGAUUACCCCGCGGACACCAUGAUGCGGUAGCCGUGCGCAAUGAGCGCGAACGCGAGCGAGCCUUAGAGCUGUCGAGACGAAAGACUCGGGGACAUACUGAUGAUGCUGGAAGUGAUCUUAGCGCCUCAGGUUCGCUCGGUGGUAACGCUACGAGCGGCGGCACUGUUAGAGUCAUGCGCGGCGGAUCGCUUACUAGUAUCUAACCUUAGAUGUAAGAUGAGAAGUACCUAAGUCAUACUUGCAGGGAUCCGAGGGCUGGUGCUAAAAAACGAAUAUAUCUACUGUGCUUAUUUAGGUACGGUAGGUGGAUAGGCGGUCUUGAGGAUUAGUUAGUUUAUUGGUUAAGAAGUGCGUACAUGCGUCGGUCAACUUGUCUUCGACAGCCACUUUCGCUUCUUGGUCUGGUCUGGAACUUGAGGUUUGAAUAAAGGUGCUUGAAUAAGACAGGUCUACACGGAAGCUCACUUGAGUAUAGGGUAUACCGUUUUAUACAUGAUUCUUGCGAGAAUUGUUGAAUACUACUAGCUAAUCCGACUUGUGAUCAUAUACAUGCGUUGUUAAGUUAUCGCUAAGACUAUUUGGCUUACGACCUAAUGUUGUUGAACACUUGGAUGAAUAGAUUCUGAUAUUUUACCACUUCUCAAUA
Molecule: messenger RNA, 2320 nt
Organism: Daldinia decipiens
Lineage: Eukaryota; Fungi; Ascomycota; Sordariomycetes; Xylariales; Hypoxylaceae
Exons: 4
Coding region: 408-1877 (489 amino acids)
Biological process (GO): cell surface receptor signaling pathway; adenylate cyclase-activating G protein-coupled receptor signaling pathway
Cellular component (GO): plasma membrane
Molecular function (GO): G protein-coupled receptor activity
Source: RefSeq, a predicted model, not a curated record